CACGUGACCCUUCUCCAAUAUCCCCUACGUAGAAAUCAGCUGCUGAUUGUUUCGAUUGAGGAAGAUUUAUUCAUCGGCUACAGGUGAAGAAAUCUUAUUUCUAAGGCCACUAUCGAAACCCUAGUUGAAUGUCAGGUUGGAUUGGAUUUGGCCUGGAAGAGCCCUCCGUGCAAUUCGUGGAAAGAAGCUCAAUAAUAGCUGGGACCAAAUAAUCACUGGCAAAAUCAUUUGAUAUUCAUCAUCUUAUUCAGAAAAAUGCCCAAGGUGAAGACAAACCGUGUCAAAUACCCCGAGGGUUGGGAACUGAUCGAGCCUACUCUCCAAGAGCUACAAGGAAAGAUGAGAGAAGCUGAGAAUGAUCCACAUGAUGGCAAAAGAAAAUGCGAGGCUUUGUGGCCUAUUUUCAAAAUAGCACAUCAGAAGAGUCGCUACAUUUUUGACCUUUACCACCGGAGGAAGGAAAUAUCCAAGGAAUUGUACGAGUUCUGCUUGGAUCAAGGCUAUGCUGACCGAAAUUUAAUUGCAAAAUGGAAGAAGCCUGGUUAUGAACGCCUGUGCUGUUUAAAAUGCAUUCAAUCUCGGGAUCAUAACUUCCAAACCACAUGCGUGUGUCGGGUCCCCAAGCACCUGCGGGAGGAAAAAGUUAUAGAGUGUGUGCAUUGCGGUUGUAGGGGCUGUGCGAGCGGAGAUUGAUCAAUUCUCUUCUACCCAAAUAUAUGAUGCGAACAACUAUUAUUCUUGGCACCCAUAUAUUAUCUUGGUAAAUGUGUAAUAUGUGAUAGAGGGUCGACUUUUCUUCUCCGGAACUAGGACUUAAAUAUUGUUGUUACUGUUUAUUUCCCCUGGUCAUCUGAUGACAAAUGGUCGUGAUGAUUCACGGACAUGUACCAAGGGAUAGUCCUAUAAAUUGUCAAAAACUUUACUCAAGACUUUCUAGUUUGCCCUUGCUGACCUGAUUGGAUGUAUCAGAUCUUUUCGGCGUGGAGUUUUGUAGCAAA
Molecule: messenger RNA, 998 nt
Organism: Cornus florida
Lineage: Eukaryota; Viridiplantae; Streptophyta; Magnoliopsida; Cornales; Cornaceae
Product: protein BUD31 homolog 2
Exons: 5
Coding region: 256-693 (145 amino acids)
Biological process (GO): mRNA splicing, via spliceosome
Cellular component (GO): spliceosomal complex; nucleus
Source: RefSeq, a predicted model, not a curated record